Molecule: messenger RNA, 639 nt
Organism: Guillardia theta CCMP2712
Lineage: Eukaryota; Cryptophyceae; Pyrenomonadales; Geminigeraceae
Exons: 1
Coding region: 1-639 (212 amino acids)
Source: RefSeq, a predicted model, not a curated record
AUGAUGGGAUGGGACGAUUUGAUUUACAACAUCUCUACUGAAAGUUAUGCCGUCACUACUUCCAGCAUCCUCCCAGCUGGAGGGACAGGGUUGAGGCUAUAUUCUCUCAGAGUGUCGAAGUCUGGAGAUCUCUUGUACCUCGGGGAUAGCUCCAUAAGCACAAUCGUCCUCACUAGUAGGUGCGUGCCAUGUCAGUCGCACAUCCCUCUCUUCGCUCACUACACGUCCGAGUGCUCUUGGAGAUGCAAAGAAAACUUCCAGCAGCUUGACUUCCCCUCGGAGGUCAACGCCUCUGACUAUGUGGACGUGAAGCUGUACGGUGUCUCCCAGCAAGGAAACUUGUCGUCGACUUGUGUUCCUCUUGCACUUCCCCGAGGCUCCGAAGCACACAGUUCAAGGUGCUGGCUCAACUUCACGUGGACUGAGCUGCUGACCUCACAGUUCGUGGCGCGAGCGAGUGACUGGUUGACUGGUGGGCUGGGGAAGCUGAUGGUGCGCGAUCGAUACCUCACUUGGGUAUGCCAGAGAAAUCACACGUGCGCGGAGAGCGAAGAUGCCUUCUACUGCCUCAUAUUCGAUGAGGUCCAGAGCAAGUUCGUAGCAUGGGGCUCCCUGACUCAGUUGGGGCUGAGAUAUUGA